Molecule: messenger RNA, 852 nt
Organism: Pomacea canaliculata
Lineage: Eukaryota; Metazoa; Mollusca; Gastropoda; Architaenioglossa; Ampullariidae
Exons: 3
Coding region: 1-852 (283 amino acids)
Biological process (GO): G protein-coupled receptor signaling pathway
Cellular component (GO): membrane
Molecular function (GO): G protein-coupled peptide receptor activity
Source: RefSeq, a predicted model, not a curated record
AUGAAUGUCACAGAAAAAGCAGGAAUUUGUAAAGAUGAGUCGACGAUUUUCAUGUCGCUGGAGGUCCUGGGCGAUUUAAUAACGGAGAACACUUAUCAUACGCUGAAGGAUGUUUUCAACGGGUAUAUCUCAUUACUUAUUUGUAUAGUGGGCAUUCCCGCCAACUUGGUCACGUGCCUGGUGUUCUGGCGUCAGGGUCUGCGAGACCGCAUGAACCUCUGUCUCUUCUGUCUGGCUGCUGUGGACCUGCUGUACAUGACCAGUGUGGUGCCUGUGUCCUGCAUCAGCGCCUUUCUUCAUAUCAGUCACAGCAGUUAUGCAGAUGAAUACUUUGUGAAGACUGUCAUGGGUGGCGUUGGUGUGUUAUUAGUCGUUCGCGUUGAAACAGGAGGAGCUGUGCAAUGGCGGUAUGAGCCCACGCAACUGUAUCUCGACAACAAAGAAUUUUUCGAAGCUGUAGAGAUGUCAGUCCUGACAGUGUCACUGCCAAUGACCACGUUCCUUGUGGUGUCUGUCUCGUCUGUCAUCACUGUCAUCAAGCUGACAGCAGCACUCAAGUGGCGAGAGAAGACGAGUUCGACAAGCGGCGAGAAAGCGGGUCACCAGACGGCGCUGACCAAGAUGCUUCUGCUCGUGUCCUUCAUCUACAUCUGUACCAUGAUUCCCAGCGUGUCCCUGAACAUCACCAGGCUUCUUGUUCUGGAAUUUUCCCCACAUGGUCGUUACUACUACCUGUUUAUUGCCACCCAGAUCAUCGCUAACAUCUUUCCUGUAGCUCACAGUGCCUCCAACUUCUUUGUGUAUUACAAGCGGUCGUCUCGGUUCAGGGCUGGAUGCCUUGGCGUGAUGUAG